This is a messenger RNA of Fraxinus pennsylvanica, 1101 nucleotides long. NCBI's taxonomy places the organism in Eukaryota, Viridiplantae, Streptophyta, Magnoliopsida, Lamiales, Oleaceae. The record is from the annotation of a GenBank genome assembly.
AUGUCAGUCACUGCGGAGCUCUUAACCACAAACAAACUCUCAGAACUAGCCUGCCUGGCACUAUAUCUAAUGUACGAGAAGAAACAAGGAAAAAAAUCUUUCUGGUAUCCAUAUAUAAGAGAACUUGAUCGUCAGCGAGGUCGGGGGCAGUUAGCGGUGGAAUCACCUCUUUUGUGGUCAGAUACCGAACUAAAUUAUUUGACAGGAAGUCCUACAAAGGCUGAAAUUCUUGAGAGGGCUGAAGGAAUCAAAAGAGAGUAUAAUGAGCUCGACACAGUUUGGUUCAUGGCUGGAUCUUUGUUUCAGCAAUAUCCAUAUGAUAUACCCACAGAGGCAUUCCCUUUUGAUAUUUUCAAACAAGCUUUCGUCGCAGUUCAAUCCUGUGUAGUGCAUUUGCAGAAAGUCAGUUUGGCUCGGCGAUUUGCUUUGGUCCCUCUAGGACCACCGCUGUUAUCCUAUAGAAGCAACUGCAAGGCAAUGCUAACUGCUGCUGACAGUGCUGUGCAACUGGUUGUUGACCGUCCCUACAAAACUGGGGAGCCCAUUGUUGUCUGGUGUGGACCACAACCUAAUUCUAAAUUACUCAUAAAUUAUGGUUUUGUUGACGAAGACAAUUCUUAUGAUCGCAUGGUGAUUGAGGCUGCUCUAAAUACAGAGGAUCCUCAGUAUCAGGACAAGAGAAUGGCAGCUCAAAGGAAUGGAAAAUUAUCUGUACAAUUUUUUCGUGUGCAUGUAGGAAAAGAAAGAGAGGCUGUACUAGACAUGCUUCCUUAUCUGCGAUUGGGAUAUGUUUCGGAUCCUUCAGAGAUGCAAUCUGUUCUAUCUUCACAAGGUCCAAUAUGUCCGGUGAGUCCUUGUAUGGAGCGAGCAGUUUUGGAUCACCUUGCUGGCUAUUUUGAAACAAGGCUUGCUGGUUACCCUACUACUGUUGUUGAAGAUGAGGCUUUGCUGGCAGAUUGUAAUUUGAAUCCAAAAAGACGAGUAGCCACACAACUUGUCAGCUCCUUAUGCCCCAAGUUUGAAAUAGGUAGAACCAAUCUAUAUCAUGAUCCUUUUACUGUUGAGGAAUGCCGCACUCUUUGUCUAAAUGGGCAGAAAUAA